Molecule: messenger RNA, 258 nt
Organism: Knipowitschia caucasica
Lineage: Eukaryota; Metazoa; Chordata; Actinopteri; Gobiiformes; Gobiidae
Source: the annotation of a GenBank genome assembly
AUGCCUGAAUACCUCCCUCGUGUGACUGACAUCGAGUCUCACCACAACUUUAAAGAUGAUCUCAAUUUCAAGUACGUGUCCUUCGUGCUCGUAACUGGUUGGUCUCCUUGCAAUGAGGGCAAAGUGGAGGAAGAAGCGCAUGCGCAGGCUGAAGCGCAAACGAAGAAAGAUGAGACAGCGAUCCAAGUAGACUCGUGGUGUCUUCACUUCAUAAUGAAUUGGACGGACUGGCUGGUCCGUCCCAGACAGGGGAGAUGA